Solanum stenotomum is the source of this 1575-nucleotide messenger RNA. Its product is annotated as ribosome biogenesis protein NOP53. Lineage: Eukaryota; Viridiplantae; Streptophyta; Magnoliopsida; Solanales; Solanaceae. Gene Ontology annotation, cellular component: nucleolus. Gene Ontology annotation, molecular function: 5S rRNA binding. Gene Ontology annotation, biological process: ribosomal large subunit assembly; rRNA processing. The coding region runs from base 60 to 1145 and encodes 361 amino acids. The transcript has 12 exons. The record is from RefSeq and is a predicted model, not a curated record.
CUAUUUGGGGACACAACGCAAGGGCUUAACGUUGCCGCUUUUGCAGCGAAGGUAGAGAGAUGGGGAAGAAAGCAAAGAGAUCAAGGAAAGGGAAGAAGGCAUGGAGAGCCAACAUAAGUACGGAGGAUAUUGAAGAUUUCCUUGACAAUUCCACAAAGGAUGCUCUUUCCGGCGGUUCACUCGCUCAAGUUCCUAGCGAUUCUUUCUUUUACGUUGACAAAUCCAGAGAUCUUUCUGUCAAACGGAAAAUUGAAAAACACCGGGAGAAAGUACUUCGAUGUGAUAGUAUGCUACAGAGCAAUACCUUUGUUGAACCUGUACCUUCUUCAACUGGGAAAAAGUUCAAGAAGAAAAGUAAAGUUCAGAUAGCUAAAGAUACUGCUCAACAGGGUCAAAAGGAUUCGGCUGGUGGAGACUCUGGCAUGGUUGACAUUUGGGAUGAUAAAGGUGAACUGGUCAUCAAAACCAAAAAGAAGCCCAAGACUUCUGUUAUACCUGCCGUGGAAGUUGAGCCUCCAGGAUGCUCAUUCAAUCCGCCAUCUGAAAGUCAUCAGGAUGCAUUAGCUUGUGCUGUUGCAGAUGAAAUGCAGAAAAUUUAUCGAAAUGAAUUGGGGCCGGAGCCUAUUCCAUUGAUUGUUCCUGGAGAAGCAGUUAAUGAAGAAGAUAUGUAUUUCCUUGAAGCGGAUAGUGGCAGUGACACGGAGAAUGAAAAACAAGUGGAAGGCGGAAACACAGAUCUGGAGAAAAGGCCUCAAAAGCCCAAAAUGGUGACACAAGUUGAGAAGAAUCGACGGGCUAGACGCAAAGAACAGUUGAAAGCACAAGCUGAAUCAACAAAAGCAGCACAGCUCUCCAAAGAAAUUGAUAGCUUACCGGAUAUAAUUCAAGAAAUAGAGAGAGAGGAAGGAGAACAACAGAAAAGACAUCUACGUCGUGUAACUGCUAAAAAAGAAAGACUAAAAUGUUGUCCGCCACGCUUGGGAAAGCGCAAAUUCCAGCCUGCUCCUGCUCAGGUCUUAUUGUCUGAAGAGAUUACUGGUUCCCUCCGUAAAUUGAAGGGAUGCUGCACCCUUGCAAGAGAUCGAUUUAAAAGCCUGGAGAAAAGGGGACUAGUUGUUCCUUCAAAAAAGAGUAGCAGGAAAUAGAGUUAGUUCAUCAGAGUUAAUUGUGGAAUAACAUGGCUAAAAUGUUAUCAUCACUGCUUUGAGAUAACUCCUGAUCACUUGGAUGAUUCUUGGUUUAUGUCAAGCCGAUUAGAUACUCAAGAUCUUUCUCUACUAAUGCAAAUUUGGAAUGGGAGAGCUGGCUGCUGCUCUUACUGUUUGCUAGCAAUAUGUAAAUCUGUUCAUCUCUAGUGAUGGCAUGGUUCAUUACACCAAAUAUUUUAUUGUCACGGUCAACAUUUGCUUUGGGAGCAAAAGCUAGUAGUUUGAAGACGAUUGCUGUUUUUAUUGAUCACUUAAUGAGCAAAAAAAUAAUAAUACUGAUAUAUCCGGAGGCAGAAGAUUGGUGUUUCAUGACUUUAUCAUUACUAAAUUUGGCAGUGUAUAGAUUUUAUUGGGUUAAAUUUAUAUU